AACUAUUUUAUUGAAAUAUUCCACGACACAACACACCACGGCACUGUCUGCUAAACACAGGGCAAGAAUGCAAAAUCAUACCUCGGCAAACAUCACAUUGGAGCAUCUCCUCCUCCACACCAAUAUGACCUUUAGAAUCCCCAUCACAGUGUCACACUUUCAAUCACGUUUAUUCUUGCAGCCGUUUGCAAAAUUGUUGUUUCUAUUGUGGCAUCCUGACAUCCUGCAAAGACACAACUGUAAUCAAUUGAACAGGAACUUGACCUUGCGACCUAGUAUUUCAUAUGUAUGAGUUUGUGGUUAUUUUCACCAUCAUUAAACUAGAAUGUUUGCACUUCCUCUUUUCUUCCCACAUAAAUGCAGUAAAAGUGCUGCAAAACAUCACAUUACCACCAUUCUUAUUGGUUAACAUGUCCAUUUAGAGCAUUUAUGAGUCCAUUUUCUGAAAACAUUUCCGAUACAAGCUAACAUGUAAAACUUGCUGAUGGAUUAAAAUGAGGUCUUGACUAAAAUUCAACACUGAGUUUUCUAAAUAACAAACUAGUAAAUAUUAUUGGUAUCAUACACUCACAACGUUUCAAAAUCAACUCCUCUAUUUCUGUUUUUGUUGCGGGAACGGAUCCAGGGUAAAACAGUGUGUUCAUUAUGCAUUUGGUGCAUGUGCAAAAGCACAUAGAUUAAGAAAAAAAAAAACAAUCCGCUCUUAGGCAUCAGCCUCCUUUUUUCCCUCGUCACUGUUGCUGGGGCAGGUCAAACCAAACGAAACCAGAAGAGGGGCCAGCGCCAGGAGGAACCAACACCUUAGAGAGAGUGUGAGUUGCUGCCACAAUGGAGGGGAUCAGGUGGGCGGCGUUUGUUCUUGGUUGCGGCCCUCCCCUGAAUCAUUGUUCAAAUGUCAGACAGCAGGCAUGAACAGGAGAGCUGUCGCUGAGAGAGUUUCUUAAAAAUGUUUUUCUGCGAUAUAUUGAAAGAUGGGUCACCGUUGUCAGCGUCAGUGCGCUCUGAAGACGAAUGCGGAUUUACCUCGUCUCUGAACUGCUCUCACAGUGGAUGCCGAGCAAGUGAGUUCUCUGGGAUCUGAAGGGGAGGAUGAGGUGGGCCUGUGGAGCCUGGAGCCCCAGGACUGCCAGGAGAGCCUGGACAAGACGAGCUUGACCCCCAGCGAGGGGACGGAGGAGCCUACCAGCCCCUCCCGGUCCAUGCGGCCGCACAGCGUCAGCCCCGGCAGCGCGAGCUACUGGCGAGUGGAGCAGGAGGCCGAGGCCCCGGAAAACGCCACCAGCCAAUCUGCCAGUGGCAGGGAGGGGAACCAGGAACCGUUGGGCAUGUACUGCAAGACCUCAGACUCUCAAAAUGCUUUGGAGGACCUUGCCCACUAUGAAUUUCUGGCCCAGCUGAGGAAGGCCUCUACCUCAGCCAGUCUCUUGGACCAUCUAAACCACAAUGGCACGCCAGCGGUGUACCACCCGGGAAGUAGGCACGAGGAGCUGCCACCUGCCAUCUGGUCACCGAGCGCUCAGGCCGAACACUCGCCCGAGGGAGCAGAUGCAGGGAGGACCCAGCAGGCCUGUCCAUUCUGCCACGGGUUGUAUCCGCGAGGAGCCUCCUUGAGGGACCACAUCAAGUACUGUCAGGAGAGAGAGGGGGGCCACAUGGUCUGUCCGCUCUGUGGAUAUACUGCCACCCUUAGGGCACAGAUGGAGCGGCACCUGGCUUUUCACAACCAAGUGCAGGAUAAGAGUGUCAUCUCUUUGGAUCAAGGCAUUGAGACAAGGAAGUUCAAAUGUCUCCAGUGUGGCAAAGCGUUCAAGUACAAACACCACCUCAAAGAGCAUCUGCGAAUUCACAGCGGGGAGAAACCUUACGAGUGCUCCAACUGCAAGAAGCGUUUUUCUCACUCUGGUUCCUACAGCUCCCACUUAAGCAGCAAAAAGUGCCUCAGUGGCGGAGGAAAUGGAGGGGGAAACGCGGGAGGAGCCAGUGGUACGUUUAACGGACACAGCCAAAGCUCCUUCCACCACUCGUUUCCAACGUCUCCCUCUGCAGGUGUUGGGAGAAACAGCAGUGAUAAGGGCUCCCCAUUGGCUUUACAGGCCCAAGACCAUAAGCCUCUAUAUCUAGGACCGGAGGAUCCUCACCAGCUCUCCGUGCAGGACGGCAACCACAAUCCUUCCUUGGUUCGACUUUGGGACCCCUCGGCAGAGCUCUCUCUGAGGGCCGGCAUACUAAACGGGACCACCAUGCUGCCUUAUCUGCACUCUGGGACCAAGUUUGAACAGAUGCUGCAGGAGAUGCUUCACAAGGAGGUGAGGAAAGAGGAAGAGAUGGACAGAGGAGAAGGAGGAGGGGCUGCAAUGGAGGGAAGUAAGACGGUUUACAACGGAGUUGGAGCUGACAGGAUGGUGUCGCCCGACAGGAGAAGAGAAGCGGCGAGGUCAGGUGAAGGGGAGAGAGGUGUGCUCGGCGUGACGUGCCGCUGGUGCUCCCAGAGUUUCCCCAAUGUGGCGGUGCUCCUGCAGCACGAGCGCUACCUCUGCAAGGUGAACAAAGAGACGGUGGAGGUAAUCGAGGAUCUCCGCGGCAAAGACCACCACUCGCCGCCUUUAUUCUUCCCCAGACCUGCUCUCCAACCGGAGAACAGCGAGCCGAGUGACGUGUCAAACGGCCUGUCACCGAUGCAGAAGCCCAGCUGGCACUCUUUACCGCAGCAGCUUUUGGUGGCAAUGUACUCUCCCCCACAGCCCCACCAUGAUGCCUCCUCGUCCUCCCGAGCGUACUGCUCCAGUCAGGACAAGAGAAGUCCAAGCCAGCCGAUCCACCACUCCCCGAAGCUGUCAUCGCCCCGAGUCAGAAAGAGGGUUCCCUCUUCAGGUUUCGGUUCUCCAGUCCGCCUCGCCAGCUGUGCUCCUGAGCUGACCUCCCCCCAGAACCAGACCAGCAGCCCCUGGUCUGCACAGAGCGAGCCUCUGGACCUCUCGCUGCCCAAGCAGCUGUUAGACCGGGAGGGGAGAAACAAAACCCUAAACGGCUUCUCAGCCAGAGGGGAAGGGAGGAAAGAGCACAGGACCCAGCUACUCAGGAGACCAAGUCCAACAUCGCACCUCCCCCUCCAGCCCCAUCCGAUCUUCGGUGGGGCCGCAGCGCCUAUGUUUCCAGGUUCCUUAUACAACGGGUAUCAUGUCUUCAACCAGUCUGGUUUAGGGCUUUCAGGACACGACGGCAUCACAGCGAUUCCUUUCAGCCAGCAAGUCAACAGCCCGGGCUUUCUCUCUCCUUUGGCUUACAUGAUGGACGCAGACGCAGAGGCGACCCUGAAAAAAAUCCACUUGGAAAGACAAGCGCUCAUGGGUGAAGUGUUAAGCCAUGGAGCUCUAGACUACCUCUCCCUGGUGGAUGAAGGACUGGAGGGAGAAGGGGGACCCAGCAAAAAAAGGCUGAGGAAGACGGAUGAGGGCCUUUACGCUUGUGACAUUUGUGAAAAAACCUUCCAGAAGAGCAGCUCUCUGCUCCGUCACAAAUACGAGCACACAGGUAAGCGUCCUCACGAGUGCAAGAUCUGCAACAAGGCCUUCAAGCACAAGCACCAUCUGAUCGAGCACAGCCGGCUGCACUCCGGGGAGAAACCGUACCAAUGCGACAAGUGUGGCAAGCGCUUCUCUCACUCCGGCUCGUACUCACAGCACAUGAACCACCGCUACGCCUACUGCAGCAAAGACCAGGAUCCAGACCAAGAUCACGAGGAAAUGUCUUUUCCCCCAGGGGCGGGGAGAAAUCUAGAGGGCCGCCUCGUUGACGAGGCCCCUCUGUCUGUGGAGGACACUCAGACGGCGCAUUCCUUCCUCAGCGAUUCCAGUCUAGAUGGGGCUGCAGAGGCCCUGAAGGAGGAAGAAGAGGAGGAGGAGGAAGAGGAGGAUAACAACUUAGGUGUUAGUGAUGGUCAAGUGGAAAGGGCACAUGUGGGUUUGAUAGAGGGAGCAGAGGAGCUGGGGGAUUGUAGCCCCAUUCUAGGCUCACCUGCAGCAGAGAAUGGAGUCCAAAACGAGAUAAACGGUUUUGAUGUGGGGAACCACAUUGACAAAGCAGACAGACAAUUCUGGGACACCAAGGGCCAGAAUGUAGACUUGGAGAAAUGUGAACUUAGCCUGGAUUUAACAGAUUUACCCAGAAUAAAAACCUAAGGUGACUUCAACAAGCCUAUAGAAUGUAUAACCUCUAUAUAUUAAGAAUUUUGAUACACUUUUAUAAAACUGAUUACAAUUUUUUUUUUAAAUCUACUUGAGGAAACGCACAGACCUUCCAAAGCUAUGAUGGACUCGACGUGGAUUAAGCCAUAUGAACAAAAUAAAUAUACAUAAAUAUAAUAUGACAACACAAAAAUACUAUAAGGUAUUUUACAAUGUAAAAUAGACUUAAUGUACCUAGAGCGCCUUCUGUUCGUCUUUGUUUUGUCGUAAUUGUUUUUAUUUGCCAAGACAGCUAAAACCCAUUUGGGUUCACUCAUCUGAGUUCAUCUAUCCAGAUGUGACAUUGCAUAAAUCUCAUCUAUUUUUAUUUGCUAGCUGCAGCUCACCGUUGCACAACACACAAAGGGGAGGCAUGUGUAUUUCUAUGUCCAUGAUCCAGUUUCCUUUGUUUGAAACAAUUCAACUUUUCACAUGUAGACGCACACCAGUGGGGGAUUUAAGAAACCAGCAGAGGACCGAUUGCAGCAAUGAAGAGACAUCCACUGUUACUCAGCAUGAUGUUCAAGUUGGAGCUUGGAUGUUACAGAUAGUGGUAUCAACCAGGUUCCCUGGGUGCUCAAUCAGUAUAUUUAUUUUUGCAAAUGCAGGUAACAUUCAACACCCUGUGGUAUUAUUUCAUACAAGGCCAUACCUCUACAUUGAUAAAUAAGCAGUAACAUGUUUUGCAUGAAAAUACACACAUGCAGCUAUUACUUUGUCCCAAAGUCAGGGCUGGAGAUUAUGUAGAUGAAGUACUUCUUUUAUCUUUCAUGCUGUGAAAUAACAAGGUGCAACCACCUCAUCUCUUCGGGUUAACUCGGGUUAACUAUGGUGCUCUGUGGCUUUGACUAACCAGCAGAAUACUUUUGUAAAAAGCGGUUGAAGGUGGCUGUUUAUUUAUUUUAUUAAACAAAAAGCAUCCGACUGCACCUUUUAAAUGGUAUGGUUUGCAAAGGGACAGUCAUCUCUGUGUUAAAGUUGGUAGUGAAGGCAGUUUUUUUGGGGGGGGGGGGGGUCCUUCAAGGGAGCAAUCACGGCUUGCACUGCCUCACUGUUUAAUCAUCACACGGAGCUCAAUUUCAUUUUAUGCAAACAUGGGCUCUAUUUUUCGUAACAAUUUACGACGUGCCAUUUUCUCAGCCCCGGAAAUAAAAGGGUCAAGACUCAGGACACAUACAACAGCUUAACUUCCUCUUUCUGACUGCGGUGCAGUCAUCGUGAAAAGUGCCUCAGAUGUACUUUGGACACUGUGAGUGAUCCGACAAAGCCUUGGUGCAAGGAGAAAAGAAAGGCGUGACUAUGCUUGUAGCAUUUGUGCAGACCGUGAAACUUUUUGGUCAUAACGUGUGUGUGUGUGUGUGUGUGUUUGUUUAUGUGUAUAUUUAUCACCAAAGAUAUGCAAAUGUACACGCCAACAGCCACCUUUUUCGUGAGUAGUUCCUUACCUGAUGAGAAAUGGUUUACUUUCUCUUAGCGUCUGCACACUCAUGUUGUUACAAGCAGUGUUUUUUUUUUAUCUUUUACUUGCCCCCAUUUAACUUUUGUAUGUAUUUUUUAUAUAUGUUUUAUAAUUGAUAUAAUAAAAUUGUACAUACUUUGUCAAAGGAA
Gasterosteus aculeatus aculeatus (three-spined stickleback) is the source of this 5831-nucleotide messenger RNA. RefSeq names its product zinc finger E-box-binding homeobox 2. Gene Ontology annotation, molecular function: RNA polymerase II cis-regulatory region sequence-specific DNA binding; DNA-binding transcription factor activity, RNA polymerase II-specific. The record is from RefSeq and is a predicted model, not a curated record. Gene Ontology annotation, biological process: regulation of transcription by RNA polymerase II; anatomical structure development. NCBI's taxonomy places the organism in Eukaryota, Metazoa, Chordata, Actinopteri, Perciformes, Gasterosteidae.